CCGCCCGCCGCCACAGUCUCGCGCCAGCCGCCGACCAGCGCGCACGUCGCGCGCCCGAGCCCGCAAUCAGCUGACCGGCGCGCGCCCCGCGGCGCACAUGCCGUGAGGCCGCGCCCGCUACCAUGACGGGCUACGCCCGCGGCGAGGCCGACUUCGCGGCCGCCGACCGCUUCGCGCGCGACGCGCGGCCCGCCUCGCUCGCGCCCAAGGAUUACUCGGUGCCUUUACACGUAGACUGCAGUAUCGAAUACGAGCUUCCCGACUGUGCCAAGCCGCCGCAGGGCGUCAAGAUCGAGCCGCUGCUCAUGAUCCACCCGUCGCACUUCCGCAGGCUCGAGAGCCUGCGCCGCGUGCCCUUCGUCAACAACCUGCCGCGCGGCGACGCGGCGGCGGCGCCCGCCCGCGCCGCGCGCCGCUGCUGCCGCGCCGCGCCCGCGCCGCCCGCGCCGCCGGCGCCGCCGCGCGCGCCCGAGGCGGCGCGCCGCGUGCGCUGCGACUACGCGGCGCUGCCGCGCGCGCGGCUCAAGGCGCACCCCUACCUGCCGGCCGACGCGCUGGAGUGCGAGCUGGCGCGCCUGCCGCCGGCGCCCUACGAGCGCUUCGACAAGCGCGCGCUGCAGCAGCUGCCCAUCUACAUGUAGGAGUCUGUGAUGUUCCGUGUACAGUAGUGUAAGUGGACCGAUACCAAAUAGUACCUACGUGCGCGAGUGUCGUGCUCGGUGCGGACGAUACGGUGACAGACAGUCGCGACGCACGCCCACCGACCGAGUAUUUAUCCGCAGUCGCAUAGCCGAUGCUUCAUGAUAACUUAUUGUACCGUCGCUGAUUCAUUGCGUAUUCUGUAUAAGAUAUCAUAUCGAUAAUAAUUAUAUGUUCAAAAAUUGUAUUAUAAUAAAAAUAUGUACCUAUAGAGUAAAAAAAUGAAAGUGAGAAAAAUAUUACGAAUAAACUAGACUUAGUUAUGUUUUCGAAGGCGAAGAGCUUUAGACUCCCGAGUGGUAAACUAGAAUCGUACUCUACUCUCAUUUUGUAAGCAGUUAUGUUUGUUAAAAUUAUAUAUAAAGAGUCCUCUGAUGAAUAGUCUGAUUAACGAAUAUUCGGCAUGUAAAAGUCUUUAUAAAACGCUUACUUAGCAUAUCAUAGUAUUAUAUUGUGUCAUAGUCCAAUGCCAAAAAUAUAACUAUCUUUUUACAAAAAUCCUUAAA
This is a messenger RNA of Maniola jurtina (meadow brown), 1205 nucleotides long. RefSeq names its product centrosomal and chromosomal factor-like. The transcript has a single exon. Lineage: Eukaryota; Metazoa; Arthropoda; Insecta; Lepidoptera; Nymphalidae. Bases 123 to 641 code for a protein of 172 amino acids. The record is from RefSeq and is a predicted model, not a curated record.